Guyanagaster necrorhizus is the source of this 656-nucleotide messenger RNA. RefSeq lists its product as uncharacterized. The transcript has a single exon. The coding region runs from base 192 to 452 and encodes 86 amino acids. Lineage: Eukaryota; Fungi; Basidiomycota; Agaricomycetes; Agaricales; Physalacriaceae. The record is from RefSeq and is a predicted model, not a curated record.
CUCGCGAACGCAGCGGGCCACACACGACGUCGAUCCCAAAUUUAUGGGGCUAACAAAACGUCGCCGUUUAUCCUAUGCACGAGAGCCCAGUCCAUUCACCCAUUCACACCACUUUGAGGCCAGAAAUUAAAAUUCUUGGGGGGACUUGACAUGCUUCUGUGCAGGUUUUUUUUUUUACUCAUCAAUGAGAAAUGAAGUGGGUCUUUUCUCGAGGUGCUCUGCAUGUCUCGCGUCCGAAAAUCCCGCAGUGGCAUUCAUCUCGCGGGAACGCCGCGAUCAUCCUUGCCGCGUUUCUAGCUUCCGACGCGGGAUCGGGGUUUGAGAGAGUCAAGCGUGGCGGAGAAGAUCUAUCUGGCAGCUUGGGGAGAGUCACGAUUUCGACGGGCAAAAAAGUCCACGGCUCGCUAUCCGCCUGGGAAAUCGGCGGAGAAUUUUGUAGUUACGCGCGUUGAUGGUGGGGGAGAAUGUAGCGUAGCUAGUCUGGUCGCGAUGAGACACACAGCAAUCGAGUUUAAUGAAGGGGGUAGCCCAAACAAGGCAGUUGGCUCUAGUCUAGACGAGGAAAAAGGGUGGGUCUUCGGACUCGAGUAGACGGUCCACAACUAGGGGGUCAGGUAAGGUUGGAAUCAUCCCGACAAUAUUGGUAGGGGGUUGGG